Molecule: messenger RNA, 3717 nt
Organism: Anopheles stephensi (Asian malaria mosquito)
Lineage: Eukaryota; Metazoa; Arthropoda; Insecta; Diptera; Culicidae
Product: transcription factor grauzone-like
Exons: 2
Coding region: 8-1615 (535 amino acids)
Cellular component (GO): nucleus
Molecular function (GO): DNA-binding transcription factor activity; zinc ion binding
Source: RefSeq, a predicted model, not a curated record
ACUGCCAAUGUUUGUUUACAUCUUACAUCUCGACGCACAUCCAAAUAGUACAAGCCGUGUAAAUGUAUUAAUUGUGCAAAAUACUAAAUUCUACAACAUGGACCGCUGUCGACUAUGUCUGGAUCGUCAGGGAAGUACGGUUCGGAUGCAAGAUGCAACUUUUUGUGAAAUAUUGGAAAGGAUCUUUAACAUGCAGUUUGCAGAACAUGAUUUUCUACCCCAAAUGGUAUGUGAUAUUUGCCUAGGAAAGGUUCAGGAGUAUAAUGCGUUUUUAGAGCAAGUUGUACGGGCACAGGAGCUACUGCAAAUUGAACACAAAACUGCUGAAAAUAGUCAUACUGUUGAAGCCGAAUGUAAUGUAAAUGAGCGCGAUUCGGAGGAGAUUAUUAAACCAGCAGUUGAGCAGGAAGGGCUAAAUUGGAACUGUGACGAUGCACCUUCCAUUACAAAAGGCCAUACGAAUACCAAAAGAAAUGAAGACAAUUUCCUGCCUCAAAAGAAGAACAAAGAAUCAGCUACCGAGCAAGCCGAGUGCAAAAAGGCUAAGGAUGUGGAUGAUUGCGAUGAAACGGAAUCGUCUGACGCUGAAGACAUCCAGGGUCAGAAAUUGGAUAAAACGGAUAUCAAUUCGGCAAACAAGCGAAUGGAAGACAAUAAUCUGAUCAGAGAAUUUUUCUCCAUGGUGUGCGAGAUAUGCUCGAAAGAGUUCUCCACCUUCCAACGGCUACAGACGCACUCCCGGAAGGUGCACAAAGUACGCGGAUUUAUCGCUUGCUGUAAUCAAAAGUUUUUCCGCACGUUCCGGGUACUGGACCACAUAGCGUUCCACGUCAAGCCGGACGCCUUUCGAUGUGAGCUGUGCCAGAAAAACUAUCGCAGCCGGUACACGCUGCGGCAGCACAUCAAAAUGCACCAUGGUGAGCCGAAGGAUCGACCCUUUAAAUGUGACCAAUGUCACCAAUCGUACGAGAAGCGCUAUCAGCUAAAAUCGCACGUCCUGCGUCACGUUCAGGCUCCGUGCCAUCUUUGCGGCAAGACGCUGUCCAGCGAACAGGCAUUGCGUGUCCACAUUAGCCAUAUGCAUGGUACCGACGAGCGGCAAAUCUGCGACACGUGCGGCAAAUCGUUUCGAACCAAGGCCGCACUGGAACGGCACGUCCGUAGCCACCUUGGGCAGGAGGUGGUAGAAAAGCUGCAGUGUCCCGAAUGUGGGGUGUGGGUUAAUGGGGCCCGCGGUCUUAAAAAUCACACACGCAACGUACAUCCGGGCAAGGACGAAGUGUAUGAGUGCGAUAUUUGCCAGCAGCGGUGCAAAAACGCCACCACCUUGUACCAGCAUCGAAAAGGGGUUCAUGCGCAGGACAAGUUCGAGUGUGAGUUUUGCGGUAAACGGUUCAAGCGCAAGAUAUACCUGAAGGAGCACCGGGCACUGCACACCGAGCAGUCGCUCUACUCCUGCAGCGUGUGUGAUUUGAAGACUAAUUCAAAUGCGAAUAUGUACGCGCACAUCAAGCGAAAACAUCCAGUGGAAUGGCAGGAAGCGCAACAGCGCAAACAGCUGGCCGCAGCGGCAUCUGCCGGGAAAUCGACAACAGCAGUGAAUCCAACGGCGUAGACAGGAGAGAAUGAUAUAGUUGACUGAAACGCCUGUUUCAAGUCAGCCGUUUUGUUUUGUAAUAUUUAAGCACAGUAGUAAUAGUUUAGUAAAUAGAAUGUAGAUAAGUAUAGAAGUGGAUAGUAUAAAUUGAGUUUGAUGUGUCCUAACCGGCCAAUAAAAUUGCUAUCCGAACGUUUAAAAUACUAAGUGCUUUCUACUAUUCCACCAUGGCUCAGUAUGGGUCUUUCAGACAUGUAACUAUUUCUGAUAACCUGAUCGGUGGACCCAAAUGGAAAAGACUAAUUACGCUAGGCUAGGAGACAUGGAAAGAGAUGGUCAAGUUUGCUCGUUCUACUUGGACUUCUGCGAUCGGCUCGGCGCGUUAUCCUUCCCCAUAACGGUCAAAUCCCUUCUGGAGCUGGUCUAAAAAAAUUCUUCCAAUUUUUAAUUUCCCGAAUUGUCCCUUUCUCGUUUCUGGUCUCAUCUAACUUCUUCGCUCUUUUUGUUGGCAAAUACUAUUCCCGUACAUCUUACCCCCUGUUUUCAAGUACUUGGCCAGCAAUUGUCCAAUCGACCGAGCCUAUUUGGUUCGGGGGAUUUAGUGUGCUUGGACUCUAAUUUUGCCUUCUGUGUACACAUCUGGAUCCAUGGUAAGUUAGCAAUUUUACGGUCUCUUGGACUGGUUGAACUAUUUUCAUCACCGCAUCUAAAUCUACUAUGCUGUAAGGCACUUUACCGGCAGACAGGUUUGUUCUUUGACCUACAUCUUAAUGUAUACCUUGUACAUCUUCUGCUUCAUGUGCCUGUAAUCCGUUGGUGUAGAUUGUCCAUAACCAAACUUUGCAUAUUAAUUGCAGAACUUCCUCUAAUGUUAUAAUCUCUAACAAUUUACUAAUUGUGAUAAUCUGUACCCAAACAUCAUAGCCCAUAUAUUGUUUGAUUAAAUGCUUUAUUUAUUAUAUUAGCAUUCCAGCAGUUUGUAUAAUCUGUUUUAUACCUCAUUUCAUCAAAUAUAUUCAUAUCUGUUAUUAAUGACUAUAUGUAUGUCUGUGUGUGUAUAUAUAUAUUUUGUUUAAAUGAUUUGCACACUGCCGCAUUAGUAGAAAUUAAAAACAAAUAAAUAAGCAAAAGCGAAAUGUUUGCUCACGUCGCACAACAACAAUGAUGAAAGCGAAGCAGUGAAUGUACCGGGCGGGCGCACGCUGCGCACGCACAGCGCGAAUGCAUAAAAUCCAUACUCGCGCGGAUGCUACAAGAUAUGCAAAUGGAUUAACUUUUUGUUUGUUUGUUGUUGCCGUCCUCUACAUAUAUAUGUUAACAACGAAUGGGAGUUCAUAUUUCCAUUUUUAGUAUGCAAGUUUCAGUACAACAAAUGCUUGAUUGACCGACCCCUUGUGGUAAUGGUAUGUGAGCGUAAUGUUAAACACAAAAGUAACGCGGAAACGAUCGUGUCGUUCCGUUCUGCACGUUAUAUGGCACGCGGUGUGAUUAAUCAGUGUGGUCAAGGGAAGCAUUGAUAAACGAAUAAAAAAAGAAACGAUUGAAUAAAAUCCAUUGCGGACCACGCUGCCCUCACACUCUCUUAUUUGGCAAUAAUGCACAUAUUUACUAACUGAACGGGAGGUAUUGUAGGUCAUCGUGAGGGAGAGCAGCGGUUUGAUUUUGCAAUCUGGCCGCGAUGCGCACAUUUAGUCAAACAAAGGAAGGGAUUCGCUGUGACUAGCUUCGAAAUUAAUUGCAUUACACUCCGGAAGCUUUCAUUCUGCAGGCAAUAGGUGCAGAGAUGCGAUUUUGGUUUUAGCGUUGUGUCUUUGUAUAUUAGCAGUUUAGAGCCUGGGUUGUAUAUCCUACGCCUAAGAUGUACAUUCAUCAUGGGUCAUGGUAACAAUACUCAUGCAAAGUAAGCGAAUAAAAAAAGAAAAAAGGGAAAUAGCUUCCAGUGCAAGCAAAAGGUUUCGCUUUGGUAGGCAUUUUAGCCGUAGCCGAACAGCAACCUGUACCCUAUUGUAACGAAUCGCAUUGCUUUGUACUGCAUUCGAGCACGAUUUUUUUCGCGACACUUUUUCCUAACAUUAUUAACGUCGAACAGAGGAAACAAUACGAAACGAAAACAAAAAAAA